Messenger RNA from Linum tenue, 408 nucleotides. The record is from the annotation of a GenBank genome assembly. Lineage: Eukaryota; Viridiplantae; Streptophyta; Magnoliopsida; Malpighiales; Linaceae.
AAGGCGGCACAUAAUACAACAAAGGGCAAAGGAAUAGCUUCUUCUAGCACUGCUCCCCCCAUUUCCGCAUCUGCUAUGGGAGUUCUUGACAUUGCUCGAAUGGGGCUUCUAGAGGUGAAUGCCCUUAAGCAGGGAUUCCUCGACCUUUCCUCUACUAUCGCUUCGAGGAUAGCAGAGUGCGAUGCUCGCAUAGCUAAACUCCAUGCUAUGGAUGCUGAGCGAAUUGACAUUGCAGAAGAUGAGGAAGACGACAAUGGUGCGGUUGAUGGUGAUGACGAGGACAAGGAUGGGUUUGACCUUGCUGAUGAUGAGGGCGAAGAUGGGGCAGCCUCGCAAACGAGUGAGGAUGAUGAAGAUGGUGGUGAUGAAGACAAUGAAGACCAAGAUGAUGUUCAUGAUGGAAAUGGU